AUGGAAGGUCAUGUAAGGUCGUGUACAGACCGAUGCGAUCAGGAUGAUAACUCAGGUCUCAGAAGCAGAGAAUUCCUGACAUCGGAUGAGCUAUAUCACGAUAAUAAGGACUCAUCUAACUCAAAGAGAAGUGAUCUCGUCCACAAAGUUAGGCCAGCUGACGACCUGUUCUGGUCUCAUCAUAAAGUCAGAACCGCCGACCCUCAACGUUCGGUAGUCCUCCUCAUUGAUCAGUACUGGGAGCGCGGUCCAAAUGCAUCGCCGGAUCCUUAUAAGUUUCUCGUCGACUCAAUUGCUUGUAUGCUUUACUCCAUACUGAAUAAGGUGCCAAUAGGACCAGCGAGGAAGGCUGGUUUGCUCGUAGUUGGCUUGUACUGGCGAUCUCAUCCUAUUCUCAUUCCGGGACACGAUAAGGUAGCGCAUCGACGGUGCUGGGCUGAAGCUGCCUUCUUAGGCGACGUAGCAUUGAAAGCGGGGGGUACAGUCUGCCUCUCCGACGCAUGGUCAAUAUCCUCAGUGUCCAAGCCUGAAAGACAUACUUGCCAUGCUGAAGGAUAUAGUUUCCCGGCGACUCUGCGAAAAGAUAGCAUUUCUUGGGCUGGAAAUGUCCUUGAUGAGAUGUUAUGGAUCAUCACUCCUGAGACUCGAGAUAUGAAGUGGUUAGAUAGUGCGACUGCAAGGAGGACAUCAUCCUCCCAUAUAGCUUGUAAGCUCAUCUGGGCCUUGAACAGCACCUGGCAUGAGACAGGAUCUCUAGCUUUUUCCGUCACUUCAUGUGCAGAUGAAGCACCAUUGCAGUAUAUUCGGGCGGGUUCAGCAGUGCAGCCGAAGAUGAACGUGUUUGUGUUCCAAACACGGCAAGAGUUGCUUUCUGCUAUCUUAUAG
This is a messenger RNA of Aspergillus niger, 885 nucleotides long. RefSeq lists its product as hypothetical. The record is from RefSeq and is a predicted model, not a curated record. Bases 1 to 885 code for a protein of 294 amino acids. Lineage: Eukaryota; Fungi; Ascomycota; Eurotiomycetes; Eurotiales; Aspergillaceae. The transcript has 8 exons.